AUGUCAGCAUUCUUGUUGAGAUUCGAGGGGAAACUGAAAUGGAUCUCGGACAUAUAUUCCCCUGUAAAUGUCAUUGAUCAAAAGGCUUCACUUGGACCUUCCGCUGCCCGGGAACUUGAAGCCGACA
Molecule: messenger RNA, 127 nt
Organism: Acaulospora colombiana
Lineage: Eukaryota; Fungi; Glomeromycota; Glomeromycetes; Diversisporales; Acaulosporaceae
Source: the annotation of a GenBank genome assembly